Molecule: messenger RNA, 589 nt
Organism: Saccostrea cuccullata (small rock oyster)
Lineage: Eukaryota; Metazoa; Mollusca; Bivalvia; Ostreida; Ostreidae
Product: perlucin-like
Exons: 5
Coding region: 31-546 (171 amino acids)
Molecular function (GO): signaling receptor activity
Source: RefSeq, a predicted model, not a curated record
GACACUUGGUCUGUGGGCUACAGAAAAGGAAUGCGAAUGAUUAGCCGAAUACCACUUUUAUCUCUUGUUGUCGCCACAUUUUCAGGGAUUGACUAUGUUGGGGCCGACUGUCCAAACAACUGGAGAGGAUAUUCAGGAAAUUGUUAUCUCUUCCUCACUCACCUUCCAAUGAACUGGCAAAGUGCGUGGGACUACUGUGCGCACAUGGGUGCAAAGUUAGUAGAAAUUGAAACUUUUGCUGAGGACAAUUUUAUCAAACAAAACGCAAAGGAUUUUCAUUUUCAUGACUGUUUUUGGUUGGGUGGAUCUGAUGCAGUGCUCCCAGGUGUUUGGAUUUGGGCCACAUCACGUUCACACUUGCUAUAUACCAACUGGGGACCAGGAGAGCCAAAUCACAUUCAUUCCGAUAAUGAACACUGUCUGAAUCUGUAUUAUUUCACCGGAUAUAAUACGUACUUCUGGAAUGAUGAUGUCUGUGACUAUCAUUGCCAUCCUAUCUGUGAACAACCGAGUAUCCCUGGGGGUUCAAUAUUUGGAAGAAGAUAGAGGAUGCGUAUUAUACGAUGCACUUUCCCAGAAGUUAUGAAUU